Molecule: messenger RNA, 1110 nt
Organism: Seminavis robusta
Lineage: Eukaryota; Bacillariophyta; Bacillariophyceae; Naviculales; Naviculaceae
Source: the annotation of a GenBank genome assembly
GGCGUGCCGACACAGACGUGCCUCGACUGAAUGGCGUGGGAUGCGAAUGAUUCGGAUGGCGUCUCGUUGUGAUGAACGGCACCGCAGCAACAGAACAACUCCACAAAAACCUUUCUCAAUUCAACGACCAAAACUAACUGCAAUAAACAAACAUGCGUCGCAUGGAUCCACCGGUUGUUUCAGCUCAACUCGUCCGAGAUUUAUCAAAUCUUCAAGUAAACCAAAGAGGCAGGGAUCCUCCUGCCGCCGCUAGGAUCAUCCACGAAGAAGAACGAAAACAAGAAGAACAAGAAGAACAAGCAGCCAAUGAGGAAACAAUCCACGAUGGCAACAACAAAGCUGGAUCUAUUCUAUCGGUGCCUGAUUCGCCAGGAAGGGGUGUUAAAACUCCACUGGAAGGAGAUGUUGGGGCGGAUCCGCUGGAGGGUAUGCCACCACGAAAACUGUCUGUCCGCCGCCGUUUUAGCGGGUACAUGUGUCUUGUGCAUCAAGUGGGCAAUGACGGCAAGAAGAAAGCCUACGACCGCGAUGCAAUUCUCUGUGUGUGGAAGAAAUGGGCCAUGGGUCGCAUGGCUCAAAAGAAGCCCUAUGUGGGUAUCAUGGUGGCACAUACUACCGAGCAGCUCUGUGAAGGUGGCCCUGCCGUAAAAGUCCAGGGUGAACUGAAUGCGUCUCAUGAUGGGAUGAGUGAUGAAGAGACGAUCGCGACAUUAAAGUCUAUGUUCUGCUAUGUUGCAAUGGUCCUCAAGCAGACCCAGGUCGAAUUCAAAUUCUACGGCGAAGAGGACAACUACUUGUGCCAUUACAACGUCCACCGCGCAAAGCGCCGAUAGUGCAAGAAACCGACAUGAGGACCAACGGGGGCCUGUACAACGGAACCAUUUGAACGAUAGGCUAAUGCUAGAAUAGAUAAUACAGAAUUGCUAUACAUCAGAAAAGACACAUAAGCUAGACUGUUGACGGCUGAGCCAGAGCUCGCAUCCUUCGUCUAGCUUGAGCAUAACCAACGGGGGGUCUGCACAACAGAACCAUUUGAACGAUAGCAAAGGUUACGUGUUAGAAAAGACACAAGAGUUUGAGCGUCCUUGGCACGUACUAGUAGUACUGUAC